UGCCCUGAAGCUGUUUUCUCUGGUUGUGCUGAGGGCUGAUGCCCACGGUGCAUCAUUUUCAAGAGCUGGAUCAUGAACAACUCGAACAACUCUGUCCUCCUAGAAGAACAGCUCAUCAAGAAAUCCCAACAAAAGAGAAGAACUUCUCCCUCGAACUUUAAAGUCCGCUUCUUUGUUUUAACCAAAACCAGCCUGGCGUACUUUGAGGACCGUCAUGGGAAAAAGCGCACGUUGAAGGGCUCCAUUGAACUCUCCAGAAUCAAAUGUGUCGAGAUUGUGAAAAGUGACAUUAGCAUCCCUUGCCACUAUAAGUAUCCUUUUCAGGUUGUGCACGACAACUACCUCCUCUAUGUGUUUGCUCCAGACCGUGAGAGCCGGCAGCGUUGGGUGUUGGCUCUUAAAGAAGAAACAAGGAACAAUAACAGUUUGGUGCCCAAGUACCAUCCUAAUUUCUGGAUGGAUGGGAGGUGGAGGUGCUGUGCUCAGCUGGAGAAGCUUGCAGUGGGCUGUGCCCAGUACGACCCAACCAAGAACGCUUCAAAGAAGCCUCUUCCUCCCACUCCUGAGGAUAACAGGCGAUCACUUCACGAGCCUGAAGAAACCCUGGUCAUCGCCCUGUAUGACUACCAAACGAGCGAUCCCCAGGAACUGGCGCUGCAGCGCAAUGAGGAAUACUACCUGCUGGACAGCUCCGAGAUUCACUGGUGGCGAGUUCAAGACAAGAACGGGCAUGAAGGAUACGUACCAAGCAGUUAUCUGGUGGAAAAGUCUGCAAAUAACCUGGAAACCUACGAGUGGUACAAUAAAAGUAUCAGCCGAGACAAAGCUGAAAAACUUCUUUUGGACACAGACAAAGAAGGGGCCUUCAUGGUACGAGACUCCAGGACGCCGGGAACAUACACCCUGUCUGUCUUCACCAAGGCCAUCGUAAGUGAGAACAACCCCUGUAUAAAGCACUAUCACAUCAAGGAAACAAAUGACAAUCCCAAGCGAUACUAUGUGGCUGAGAAGUAUGUGUUCGAUUCCAUCCCACUCCUCAUCAAUUAUCACCAGCACAACGGAGGAGGCCUGGUCACUCGACUUCGCUAUCCGGUUUCUUCCUGGAGGCAGAAAGCGCCGGUCACCGCUGGGCUGAGAUACGGGAAAUGGGUGAUCCAUCCCUCGGAGCUCACUUUGGUGCAGGAGAUUGGCAGUGGGCAGUUCGGACUGGUGCAUCUUGGCUACUGGCUCAACAAGGACAAGGUGGCCAUUAAAACCAUUCAGGAAGGAGCGAUGUCAGAAGAGGACUUCAUAGAGGAGGCUGAAGUCAUGAUGAAACUCUCUCACCCCAAACUUGUCCAGCUGUACGGGGUGUGCCUGGAGCAGGACCCCAUCUGCCUCGUGUUUGAGUUCAUGGAGCACGGCUGCCUGUCGGAUUACCUGCGCAACCAGCGGGGGCUCUUUGCUGCAGAGACCCUGCUGGGCAUGUGCCUGGACGUGUGUGAGGGCAUGGCCUACCUAGAAGAGGCCUGUGUCAUCCACAGAGACCUGGCUGCCCGAAAUUGUUUAGUGGGAGAAAACCAAGUCAUCAAAGUGUCCGACUUUGGGAUGACAAGGUUCGUCCUUGAUGAUCAGUACACCAGCUCCACGGGCACCAAGUUCCCCGUGAAGUGGGCGUCCCCGGAAGUCUUUUCCUUCAGUCGCUACAGCAGCAAGUCAGACGUGUGGUCAUUCGGUGUGCUGAUGUGGGAAGUCUUCAGCGAAGGCAAAAUCCCAUAUGAAAACCGAAGCAACUCGGAGGUGGUGGAAGACAUCAGUACUGGAUUUCGGUUAUACAAGCCCCGGCUGGCCUCCUCGCAUAUCUACCAGAUCAUGAAUCAUUGCUGGAAAGAGAAACCAGAAGACCGGCCAUCUUUCUCCAGACUCUUCAGUCAGCUGGGUGAAAUUGCAGAAUUGGGACUUUAGCAGAGACUCAGCUUCAGAUCCUGAGCCGGGGAAGAAGUCCUCCCUCCAUAAAGCAUUAAAAGCUGCCGCUAGCCCAGGACUCCCCAGAGGCAGCUGGCCUGUGGCACAGUCCCUGAGCUGCCAGGAGGCAGCACCCUGACAGAGGCUGGCACCAAGCCACAGGCAGAGGCUCAGCCAAUGACCUGGGAGCAGGGCCAGGCAGGAGCCAUGUCUCUACCCUCCCUCCAGCCUUUUAUCUUGGGCGGUGCACAAACCUCAAUCUGACAGCUUUCGGGUAACAUUUCUUGCACUUCUUAGAGAAAGAGAGAGAGGGGAUAGGACCCUGGGUUGUUCCUUUAUUAUUAUUUUAAACAUGGAUCUAAGGUUAAUGGUCAGGGACCUUUUAUUUGCACUGACAACACAAAACCCCAGGGUUUGGGGCAAGAGGAAUGAGCA
Messenger RNA from Miniopterus natalensis, 2379 nucleotides. RefSeq names its product IL2 inducible T cell kinase (gene ITK). The record is from RefSeq and is a predicted model, not a curated record. Lineage: Eukaryota; Metazoa; Chordata; Mammalia; Chiroptera; Miniopteridae. Gene Ontology annotation, molecular function: non-membrane spanning protein tyrosine kinase activity; ATP binding; protein binding. Gene Ontology annotation, biological process: intracellular signal transduction; protein phosphorylation.